CACACGGAGGCAAAAUACUUGACAACGCCUUCGGCGUACCUCAAAAUUCUGUACCGAAAACUUGCCGUAUUCUUGUUGUAUAUGCAAUGAUGACACACCCUGGUAACGGUCUCGUCUGUCAGAGAAUUAUUUAUGCGGUGAUCGUCGAUCACAUAGGUUGACAUUCGGCCUAUAAUCAAUAUGCGUAUUUGCUUCAAAAAAUUUGCCGUGAGAAGCUUGACCUAUCGCUCCUAUGGCCAAUACAUUAUAAAGGACCGGGCGUUGCCCAGAUACGGGUUUACCCUUCGUUCUCUCACUUUUCCAACGACUUGCGGUCUCAGAAUCAUAGCUUCAAUGACGGAGGAAGAACAUCAACAGGCUGUCUUCUUUCUUGGUCCCUGGCUCGUGGGUCUUUGCCUCGAUUUAUUCCUUCAGGGAAUUUUAUCAUCUCAGUUCUCCAACUAUUAUUCAUGGUAUGGGAAGACGGAUAGCAUCAAGCUUAAAGUUGCUGUUGGAGUGCUGGCCAUCGGCACAUUUCUCAAAUCUAUCCAAAGCUUUGCCAUUGUAUGGAUCCAGUUGAUCGAGAACUUCCUUGAUCUGCAGACCGCAGUCAAUCUGAGGUUCGUUACGUGGUACCAGAUAGGCAACCCUCUAAUGGUUGCAUUCAUUGGUUUCUACGUUCAAAUGUACUUUUGCUAUCGGCUUUGGGUGGUGUCUAAGCUGUGGUGGGUCCCCCUUCCGAUGAUCUUCCUAUUCCUGUUCGCUCUCAUUGCCGCUAUGGUGGUGACACACUAUGUCGCAAUAUUCGACGCCAAAUUGGCUAGCUGGUUGUCCGCCCACUACGCCACCGUCUUUGUUGCCGAUUUGUUAUUAUGUACAGCGACUGCCUACUUCCUUCUGAAGACGAAGAAGAACGUUCUGCCGCAAACGGUGGGGCUCAUCAAUGCACUUGUCCGUCUGACGUUCCAGACAGCGGCACCGGCUGUUCUUUGUGCCCUUCUCAACUUGAUAUUCGUGUAUCUUCAUAGCGACGAGACUAAGAGCAUCUCGAACGCUUUUAUCCAAGCUCUCCCCAAACUUUACGCCGUCAGCAUGAUGUGGACUCUGAAUUCAAGGAGGAGUAUCCGCGUUUCUCAUGGAAGCGGAAAGAGCGGGAGCACUAGUAACGAACCUUCUGGGCCAAGGACGGAUUAUUCUCGCACUCGAAGGACCAGAGGACCGGAUGAUAUCGCCAUGGGUAAUAUUCAGGUUGUUACUCACACUGAAACCGUCCGAGUUACCGAUAUGUUCGGCGAUGACAAUCAAGCGAUGAAUGGGAAGAUAGGAAACGUCAUUGAUGAUGAAGAGUCAUUGAAGUCGUCUGUUCGCAAGAAUUGAACGGCUUUUCCUCAAGAACAUUUGGACUCUUCAACGUUCGAUAUCUGUUCAGUUGUACGCUGCUACACUGUGACUUAAUAUAUCCGAUAUUUAUCUAGACAAGUACACCGG
Molecule: messenger RNA, 1467 nt
Organism: Desarmillaria tabescens
Lineage: Eukaryota; Fungi; Basidiomycota; Agaricomycetes; Agaricales; Physalacriaceae
Exons: 14
Coding region: 181-1356 (391 amino acids)
Source: RefSeq, a predicted model, not a curated record